This is a messenger RNA of Aureobasidium pullulans EXF-150, 1700 nucleotides long. RefSeq names its product phosphoglycerate mutase-like protein. The transcript is spliced from 3 exons. Gene Ontology annotation, molecular function: phosphatase activity. The record is from RefSeq and is a predicted model, not a curated record. The coding region runs from base 157 to 1596 and encodes 479 amino acids. Gene Ontology annotation, biological process: dephosphorylation. Lineage: Eukaryota; Fungi; Ascomycota; Dothideomycetes; Dothideales; Saccotheciaceae.
AUUUUCCAUGGAGACGCUGGGGUUCUGCCCGCAUGUUCUCUGCAGUGCCGGAGAUCAAUCUUUAGACUCAUAAAUAGGAAGGAGCCGCCCUUUCUGGGUUUCCGUCUUCCUCGUCCAAUCCCAACACCUUUUUUGUUCCAUCUAGCAAACAUCAAGAUGUUGUCCAAGUCUCUCGUUGCAUUGUCCCUCCUCUCGUCUUCCGUUUCGGCGGAGACAGUCUUGGGAGUGUAUAUGUUCCACAGACAUGGUGAUCGCACUCCCAAGGCAUUGGCCCCGGCCAACUUGACCGACCUCGGUUACCAGCAGGUCUACUCCUCUGGCGACUACUACCGCAGUCGCUACAUUGACUCAGAUGCCGACCACAAGAUCUUGGGCAUGAACACCGACAUUGUCAAGCAAUCGCAAAUCAGUGCUUCUGCUCCUUCUGACACUGUUCUCCAGAACUCUGCUACUGGUUUCUUGCAAGGACUGUACCCUCCUGUCGGCAUUUCAUUGGGCACUCAAACCCUUCGCAACGGCUCAAAUGUCACAGCACCUCUCAAUGGAUACCAACUGAUUCCCUUGGCUCUCACUACUAGCGGUUCUGGCAGCGAAGACAACGGCUGGCUUCAGGCUGCUUCUGGAUGCGCUUCUGCUGUAAGCAGCUCCAACGAGUACUUCUCCACCUCUGAAUACACCGAUCUUCUCUCCAGCACUCAGGACUUCUACAACCAGCUCAUUCCCGUCGUCAACGGUACCUUCAGCACGAGCCAGAUCAGCUUCAAGAACGCUUAUACCAUCUUUGAUCUGAUCAACGUUGCCGAGAUCCACAAUGCCACCAUCAAUUCAUCCGAUGUCCUCACCAGCGAUGUCCUUUUCCAGAUCCGCACUCUGGCCGACACUCACGAAUGGAACCUUGCCUUCAACGCAUCUGACAACGCACGCGCCAUUGCUGGCAAGGUUCUUGCCGCAGAAAUCGUUGAGUUCCUGAACAACACCAUCGAAACUCAAGGCAAGAGCAAGUUCGGUGUUCAAUUCGGCGCCUACGGCACCUUUGCUUCUUUCUUCGGUCUUGCAGACUUGCCCGUCACUAACCCUGACUUCUACGGUGUCACCGAUUACGCUUCGUCCAUGACUUUCGAGCUGGUCACCAACGCUUCUACCUCGCCUUUCCCUGCUGCCGAUGACAUCUCUGUUCGUUUCCUGUUCCACAACGGUACUACCAACUCCAGCAGCCCUCCUACCGCUUACCCUCUCUUCGGUACUGGUAAUGAGCUUAUCGCCUGGAACGACUUUGUUACCGGCAUGGACAAGUUCAGCGUUGGCGACACCAAGUCUUGGUGCACCGCUUGCGGCAACACCACUGGCACUUGUGCUGCUUACGCUCCUGCUUCUAGUUCCGGCUCUGGAAGCAAUGAUGUUACCGCCCAGAGCAAGAGCGGUAACGGUUUGAGCCCUGUUAUCAACGGCGUCAUUGGCGCCAUGGUCACUCUGGCUGUCAUUCUUGGUCUCGAGGCUUUGAUCCUCUUGGUCGGUGGAAUGAGAGUCGUCAGCAAGAAGCGUCUUGCUCAGUCUGCUGCUCCUAUGGAGACCGUGACCGGCGGCAAGGCUGCUUAGACGGGUUUCUCUCAUGCCCAGCGGUGUUGGGAUACGAAAAGAUUUAUGAGUUUUAUAUUAAUUAGUUCAUAUAGUCACGACAUAUAUGACAGCUUAUGACGGCC